AUGGAGACCGAUAAUACCUCAACUUUUAGCGCAAAGCCGCCUCCACUGAAUUCCGAUCAGCUCAAUUAUCUCAUUUGGAGAUAUCUCCAAGAAUCAGGUUAUGGCGAAGCUGCCGUCAAAUUGCAGCGUGACUGGAGAGUGGAUGCAGAAUCUCUGCCGUUCGCGAAGAAUAUCAGAGGUCAUGCACUCGUCUCACUGGUUCAAAAAGGUCUUCGUUAUCAUCAUCUCUCGCUGACCAUCGAUGAGAAUGGCCGACCUUCAAAACAACUCAAUCCGUCCAUGUUCUUCUUCGGCCCGGAAAGCGAGAAACCACGUCCAGAAUUGAGUGACGACGUCGCUUCCCAAGCACCCUCGCCGGAAAAUUCUGGCAUAGUGCCUCGGAAGCACCCUCGCGACAGCAUUAUCAAUGGUUUACCCGAACCUACCACCCAGCCAGCCCCUAAGCGGAGUCGAAAGACUGUGGCUGGUUCGGAACGAAAUGGGAGCUCGACGAGAAAGCCAUCAGGCUCUACUGCUCAAGCAGCGACACACUCGGCAAUGGAUGUCGACAUGACCAAUGGUCAUCCAGCCUCAACGAGUGACGCUAGAUCACCCUCUGCUACGGAACCCGGCCCAGAUGAGAACGGCAUACAUCUCAAUGGCGUCAAGCACGACGAUCGUAUGGAGGUAGACGAAGAUCCACUAGAUGGUGACGGUCAUGCGAUUGAAGCGAGUGCUGCGGAGCUUGUACCGUCCCCCAUCCAUACACUAUCGAACGGAGCGAGCAUUGGCAUUCAAGUUGCACCAGCCAAAGUCGCCAACCUUUCCCCUUCCACAGUCGUACUCGAUACUCAAGACCCUCUCGCCAUGGGACCGCCUCGACAAGUGACAGAGGUUUCCUGGCGUCCUGGACAUACAAAUGUGAUCACUGCCAUGGGUGAUAACUUUUGUGGGACCUGGAAGCCUACAGAUCGUUCGACGAAGCCAGAAUCCAGAACUCCCUUCCAAAGCCUUGUUGAAUCAGCAGAUGCCGAGCUAAUUAGCGCGUUAGCCUGGAACACUGAAGGAGAGGUUCUUGCCUUGGCCACAUACAGCAGCCAGUCAGGCCAGUUACAUCUCUUCGAUGGGCAAGAGCUGACAUUGCUAGAAGCGUUGCCUGCCUCACAAAGAGCAAUCACAUCACUGCAAUGGCAUGGUCGUGGAACACGUCUGCUUGGUAUUGCGCCAUACGACAAUGACGAUGGUACUAACACCAACACCAUGGGAUCGUCCAUUCUACUCUGGGAUUUGUCAAACUCUCCGAACUUCAGUGGUCCUUUAUCCAUCUCAGUCCCAGAGAUACUGGUUGACAUGGACGCUGCCUCAUACAACGGAAAUGGCAUCGUGGGUGCCGUUGGUCAACAAUCGGUCUACCUCUGUCGAGCGAAUUCAGAACUCGAGAUUGCGGAAAGAUGGGUUUCAGAUCCCAACGAAAAUGACCAAUGGACAUUUAUCAGAUGUGCUUGGCAGGACCGUGAAGCUAUUCUUGUGACUGCAUCGGCCGAAACUCGUUGUUUGUGGAUGCCGAGCAAAAGUGUCACAAAGAAGGACGCUCACGAUGCUCCUAUAACUGGACUCGAGCUGCGUCCUAGGAUAAACAGCUCAAUAACUCCAGGUUGGAAACAAGAGUUUGCCACGUCUUCUAUGGACGGCACAGCCAAGAUCUGGACAUACGAUCCGGAUAGCCCUUCGAUCUUGUGUCUCAACAAGCUGACUAUCGGGCACGCCUCACCACUGAUGACUCUGUCAUUUUCGCCCGACGGGUUCUGUCUCGCAGGGGCAAGCUACGAUACGAUCCGUAUUUGGAAUGCCGAACACGGAUAUAAUUACAUGGCGACCUGGAAAGGUGAACUGGGUAGCUGGAAUGGCUCGCAAUUAAGAGACGACGACAUUAUGAGCAUAGGAGGUGUUUCGAGUAUGAAUGGUGAUGUACUUCAGACCAGUGCAGACCACGCCUUAACCUGGGACUCGGAGAGCAAGAAGCUGGCUUUUGGCCUUGGUUCACAGGUUGCGGUUAUCGACUUCCAGCGAUGA
Exophiala bonariae is the source of this 2052-nucleotide messenger RNA. RefSeq lists its product as uncharacterized. Gene Ontology annotation, molecular function: transcription corepressor activity; protein binding. Gene Ontology annotation, cellular component: Set3 complex. Bases 1 to 2052 code for a protein of 683 amino acids. Gene Ontology annotation, biological process: regulation of transcription by RNA polymerase II. Lineage: Eukaryota; Fungi; Ascomycota; Eurotiomycetes; Chaetothyriales; Herpotrichiellaceae. The transcript is spliced from 5 exons. The record is from RefSeq and is a predicted model, not a curated record.